GUCUGCGUUCGGAACUGCGGGAAGGCCUGCGCGUGCUCAGUAAAGGAGCGCAGCCGGCCCUCGUUGAAAUGCGCAUGUGCAAGAGGAAGGGCCAGCGUUUUGAUUGAGACACGUUGGGGUCGACUGAACGGACGGAUUAAAGGGGUGCAGCGUUGUGCAUUAUGGCUGUCGGCACAGGAACGUCCUUGGUUCUUUCCUCGCUGCUCUCUCUCCUGCUCUUCACCGGCAUGCAGAUGUACAGUCGCCAGCUCGCCUCCAGCGAAUGGCUGACUAUCCAAGGGGGACUGCUGGGCUCCGCCCUCUUCAUCUUCUCUCUUACAGCCUUCAACAACCUGGAAAGUUUGAUUUUUGGCAAAGGAUUCCAGUCCAAGAUCUUUCCAGAAAUUAUCAGCUGCCUCUUGCUGGCCCUGUUCGCGGCAGGAUUGAUUCACCGCGUCUGCGUCACCACCUGCUUCAUCUUCUCCAUGGUGGGCCUCUAUUACAUCAACAAGAUCUCCUCCACGCUGUACCAGUCGGCCACGCCGAUGCCCGCUCCUGCCAAGGCUGUCAGCAAAAGCAGGAAGAGAAAUUGAUGCCGGAGAGGGGGCGGUUGUCCUUGCUUCUUAGAUCUGGGGGGAAAGGGAGGAUUCUGCUCAGCACAGUCGGAUUGUCAAAUAAAAACUUUUUUAACAAA
Messenger RNA from Eublepharis macularius, 673 nucleotides. It is a transcript of the gene KRTCAP2, whose product is annotated as keratinocyte associated protein 2. NCBI's taxonomy places the organism in Eukaryota, Metazoa, Chordata, Lepidosauria, Squamata, Eublepharidae. The transcript has 5 exons. The record is from RefSeq and is a predicted model, not a curated record. The coding region runs from base 162 to 572 and encodes 136 amino acids.